This is a messenger RNA of Mytilus californianus (California mussel), 669 nucleotides long. Its product is annotated as complement C1q tumor necrosis factor-related protein 2-like. Gene Ontology annotation, molecular function: protein binding. The record is from RefSeq and is a predicted model, not a curated record. Lineage: Eukaryota; Metazoa; Mollusca; Bivalvia; Mytilida; Mytilidae. The transcript has 4 exons. Bases 4 to 600 code for a protein of 198 amino acids.
UACAUGGUGUUUUGGAGAAUCUAUGCAAGAAUGAUUAUCCCCUGGUUCUGUUCCUUCAUCAGUAUCUUGGGAUUGACCGAUGUACUUGCUGAGAAGAACAAAUGUUCGGAAGCAGAAUCUGAUCUCAUGAAAUACAUAAAAUGGCAGAUGGAGAUUUCUAAUGGUGGAUGUAACAGUCCCUCACCGCAAAAAUGUCAUUGUAAAACAAAAGAGGGAAGAACUAUAGCUUUCCAAAUUAUGUUGGAUGCAGCUUUGAAAAACCUUCCAAAGGAAGCUGUAGUAAAGUUUGACAAAGUGAUUACUAACAUAGGUGGCGCUUAUAACCCAUCUACAGGUAUAUUUACAUGCCCAGAAGAUGGAGUCUAUAGUUUUGCCUGGACAACCAUGACAUAUUCUGGAAGUCGGUUCGAUUCUGAAUUUGUAGUUGAUGGAACUAUCAAAGCUUACAACUUUAACAUUGCAGGAAACAGUCACGGAUCUUCUUCUCAAACAGCUGUUGUGGAGUUAAAGAAAGGCAACAAAGAAUGGAUACGUACAUAUUCCACUCAUGGUUUCCUAAUAGAAGGUAGAUGGUCCUCAUUUUCAGGAUUUAACAUUUGAUUGAUAAGUGAUCAAUAAUUCAUUUGUGAAUUAUGUUACAAAUAAAUAUACUUACUGUAUGAUAUGGUG